This is a messenger RNA of Pecten maximus, 2049 nucleotides long. RefSeq lists its product as uncharacterized. The record is from RefSeq and is a predicted model, not a curated record. The transcript has 5 exons. NCBI's taxonomy places the organism in Eukaryota, Metazoa, Mollusca, Bivalvia, Pectinida, Pectinidae. Bases 20 to 682 code for a protein of 220 amino acids.
UUCGUAACCAAGCUGCGGGAUGCAGGAAGAGAUGUUUCUACCUGGGUUUUUAGUAUUUCUGUUAAAUUUCGGACAUUUGGAGUCCAGUUCGACUGACCAAUACAAGGACGUUUUCGCUAUGACGACGAAUUGUUUGGCACAUGAUCGGCGUGGACCCCAUUACCUCACACAAUACGAGAAAUACCUGGUCACAUGGGACGGGGAAGAUUUUUUUAUUUGUAUGGUGAUGUUUGAGGCGCAGAACAACGCUAACGUUGACACAAACUUUAAAGUGUGCUUUAGAAUGUUACAAAACAACAAUUUUACUGACUGUGGCGUCAAGCUGAAAUACUACAGCACCUACCAGGAUGGCAAGCCAGAUAUUAUUUACACGUGCGGUGAAAACGUGCCUGACGAAUGGUGUAGUACCAGUCAAGAGGCCAAAUUGUACCUUUUUACACUUGGAGUCACAAACACUUCCUUUAGGAUAGAAGUCGUCGCUUAUGCAGAUAUCAACUUAUCCAAAGUAGCGUGUGUAGGUAUCGGUAUAGUAUCUCUGGCCGCCAUCGUCUUCCUUAUACUUAUCAUCACGUGGAGUGUGCGCAGGCGCAAACCCAGCAGUGACGAUUCAAUACAAACUCUGAACGUGGCGAGUUCGAUACAGAAGUCGAAUGGCGAGGAAUAUCCCCUGGAUAAUAAAUAGGUAAUUAACAGGUUAUAACAACUUUAAACCCGCCGAGAAUACCCGGUGAUUAAACCCGACAGCUAUAAGUACAUCCUGGAUGUAAACAAGUCUAUAAAUAGUACGUGCCUUUAUUUUCACGUGUUUCUAAUACAGAGUGGGCGUUUCCUGCUGAACACGUGGCAUAUUUUGAAGGAUGAGUUGCAAUAGAUGGCGCUUUCCACUGAAGAGAAAGAAUGGCUAAAUGAUGGCCUGCCCGGAGUAAGCUGUGUAGAUUCUUAAGCCUUGAUAUAUCACGGUACCAGUAACGAUAUGAUUCUAUAAAAUGAUUGUUGAGAGAAGCAUAAAACACCAAAAGCCCUUAUUAUUAGGCUGUAUUUACUUGUCAACCAUACCUAGUAAACUAAUUCAUACACAUCCUGAGGAACGCCAUUUUACGUGUAUAAGAAUAUAUUGCGACAAUUCCAACUCUUAACAAACGUACACAUUUUACCGAUACGAUCAAGAGCUAUCAUUAAAGUCUUUUUGAGGUAGUAAUUUGUUCACGUGACGGGAUUAUCGGUUAUGUUACCUCGGGCAUCUGCGUACCUUCCAAUUAUACACAUGCAAAAUGGCUUCAUGUCAAUUCAGGUUAAUUUCAAGUGAAAUUUUCAGGUCAAAUUGUUCUGAAAAGAGCAAAAUAAGCAAUUAAUGUGAAAAAAUAGCUUAAAAUCAUGAAAUCGACCUUAAUUUGACAUGAAAAAAUCACGUCAAAUUCAGAUCAAUCUCAGGUCAAUAUUUGUUUUAGGUCAAAUUUAUCUCAACACAUUUUGCCUGGGUAUAUACGAUAAUUACUGUCGUUACCAUUGGAAAAUAUCAUGACAGGAACCGGAAGCUGUAUACGCGCCGCCUGGCGGACGUUUCGAGUCGACUUGUUGAAUAGAUACCAGAUAUGACGUGACAGUGGCAAGGUCGACUUGACGACCUUGGCUAGAGUGUAGCGCCUUUGUGACCUUCAAAGAAUGUAUACAAGCCUCCUGAUUGUUCAGAAGGUUUGUCAGCAACCAAUCAAAUCUCCUCAGUGAUCGAUGAUUCUGUUCUAAUAUUAUCACAACUGUGCAAAGGCAGGUUUGGGGAUUGAUGUUCUCAGAUUUUAAAUAUGACGUUGUAUGCAGUAAAUAAUUAAUAUUAGAACACUAAUAUUUAACAUUUUGUCUUCAAGCCAUGAUUUAUUGAUUUGUUGAUCGGCACCAUUGUUUUCAUUUGAUAUCUCAAAUAUUUUGAUAUUUCGCAUAUCCAAAACUUCUGAAUGGGCAGCAUGUGAAUCAAUACAUAUAAUGUUAUUCUGUUGUCGUUCGGACAAUCGGUCUGGUGGUAAUUUUCACAAUCCAUUAAAUUCAUUAAAUGAA